AACCACUGUCCCACAACAGCCGGCAUCACGCGUCGUGUGGUGAGUUCCAUUUGAAUGAAUGUACAAUCUCGCUGACCAGACUCGACCGACGACGACGAUCCCCUCAAAAAGAUUUGCAGCGUGUGAGCGAGCAGACGUGCGAAACAAACAGCCAAAUUAUGCAGAUUGAGUGGAUCAUCGUGUUAACGAGCCUAAUAGCUGCGGCAUCUGCGGGAUGGAGGCUUCAGACGGUCGAUGACCUUCUGCGCAAUCGAAACAAAUGCAUCAAGAUUCUGAACAUGCAGGAUGAUCUACAGGAAGAAUUCGGCCUGUUCGACUUCCCCGACCAGGACUCGGCCAAGUGUGUCAUUAAGUGCAUCAUGAACAGGAUGGGACUGUUCAAUGACAAGCGCGGUCCGCACGUAGGUCGUCUCGUUAGGCAGAUGAAGUUCGCGUCGGUGUCUUCCACCAAGGAAAUUCGCGGUGAAAUCCUCAACUGCGCCUACCAAGACAUGGAAAUGGAUCCCGAGGAUGUUUGCGAGCGGGCCUAUGCGCUGUAUCAGUGCAUCCAGAAUAGUAACCUUCUGCUGAUGAAGUCACCCGGAUCGAUAAACACUUGAAAGAUGCCGCCGCUGAACGGCGUGCCUCGGAACGAUUUUACACCAAAAAUUUGUGCCAUCGAUGGGGAGAGCAUUCAAUUUCCUUAGUUUGAUAAGAACAAAGAGGCCACCGCGCUUUAUUUUAUUAUACCAUAUUGUGAUAGAGUAAUAAGUAGCCGAUCACGCCACAUUUCCGUUCUUCAUCGUACGCAGCAGUUGCAGAUGUCAGCGCUCUCUGGGAUGAGCAGCGUAGUCACGUGAUUAGGGCGUUUGCGGCAAUGCUCAGUUGUUUGGGGAAAUCCAAAUGAACGAUCCUGUAAUAACAACCGUUUUUUUUUUUUGCUCCCAAGGGGAUCGGCAGCUGUUGCGUGCGUUUGCAUUAUCAGUUAACACUCAUAAGACUUUAUACGACUGUAAAUCAUUAUUUUAUUAUAUUCAUGUCUACAUAGGUCAUAGUUCAGAAUGAUAACUUUUAUAAGCGUAUUCGAGAAAGAUUAUUAACUUUUGAGAUUUGUCUUUCUUGAGUUAAACAUGUUGCAGUUGUGCAUUGUAAUGGAAUUACCAAAACAGUUUUAGAAAUCAUUAGUAAAAUGAUAAAAUUAAAUAAAAUGACAUGAAGAGAUAAAAACUUCAAUAUAGUGACUGAGAUUACUGAAUAAACAAAUAAGUGAAUAGAUAAUAGACCAAGGCGACAGCUUUGACAGUCGUACUGUAGAAAUAUUUCUAGCAAAACACAAAGUUUGUGUACAAUCCUCCGAUGAUACAGAGUUGCUAAAAGAAGAUGAAAAAAUAAUAGGAUACUUCAUUAUUGCACCUGAUAAACAAAUAAACACAGUCUUUCAUACAUAAAUGAUAGGCUGUUUUUCCAAAACAA
Molecule: messenger RNA, 1452 nt
Organism: Aedes albopictus (Asian tiger mosquito)
Lineage: Eukaryota; Metazoa; Arthropoda; Insecta; Diptera; Culicidae
Product: general odorant-binding protein 99a-like
Exons: 2
Coding region: 159-599 (146 amino acids)
Biological process (GO): sensory perception of smell
Molecular function (GO): odorant binding
Source: RefSeq, a predicted model, not a curated record